UAUAAUGGAACUUCAGCUGAUUCUUCUGGCGGUCCUCUCCUUCUUAAGCCAUGCAAAUGGGGCAGACUACGAACUUGUGGUGGUGGAUGAGGAUAUAUUCAGCAGUUGUCCUGGUGCUGGUCCCGGCACACUGGAUAUACAUGGCCUUCUGGACAUGUCAGAGUUCUCUACUUCCAUGGAUUCUGAUGGUGUCACUGUAAGCGGAAACACGACUAUGGUGUGGGACAUCGAACUGGAGGAUCGCGUAACGUUCUCUGUAAACCUUCUUUACUUGGAGCGAGGCACCUGGAAGCCGACAAUGUUCUCAUUGUUUAGUAACGAUUUCUGUAAGGUGAUGUACGAAAAAAAGCAGUUAUGGUAUAAAGUAUGGACGCAACACAUUUCUAACGAUAUCCAGGAUAAAUGUAUUAAUAGCCCUGGGACUAAAAUAAUUUUGAACACAUAUUUGGUAAAAUUGACGUCUUCAAUCUCGGGACCACUUCGUGAAGGUCACUACAAAGCCAACAUAGCCUUCCGAGCUUUCGAUUCCUACGGAGUGGAGAGGCCAACUCGUAUUUGCUACGAAAUAUUGGGCGACAUAUUUAAAGUUACGAAAUAAUAGUAAUAGCUUAAUUAUAAUACAUUUAUAUUUUUUGCCAAACGUCCAACAUGCACAAGCUCAACAAUAAUCCAAAGGUCUUUGUAUUUUGACCAUUUACCAUUAAUAAAUAAAGUAAAUGUAAAAACCA
Messenger RNA from Drosophila biarmipes, 728 nucleotides. RefSeq lists its product as uncharacterized. The transcript has 3 exons. Lineage: Eukaryota; Metazoa; Arthropoda; Insecta; Diptera; Drosophilidae. Bases 5 to 598 code for a protein of 197 amino acids. The record is from RefSeq and is a predicted model, not a curated record.